Molecule: messenger RNA, 3477 nt
Organism: Homarus americanus (American lobster)
Lineage: Eukaryota; Metazoa; Arthropoda; Malacostraca; Decapoda; Nephropidae
Product: activating signal cointegrator 1 complex subunit 2-like
Exons: 20
Coding region: 511-3234 (907 amino acids)
Biological process (GO): regulation of DNA-templated transcription
Molecular function (GO): ubiquitin binding
Source: RefSeq, a predicted model, not a curated record
GGUAAACAGUAGGUGCGUGGCGUGUUUUACCUCAGUGCUAGACAAAAGCAGGUGUAGAAUAAGUCAAUUUGUUACCAGUGUGGUGAUGGGAGAUGUAGGCACUCAAACGCAAGGCCUAGUGCCUCUAAGUCAUGGAACUUUUGUAUUUAUCUCAACAAUCAAGAAUGAACAUGCAAGUACACAGUGUUGUCUUCCAGUCACCAGUGAUGCCAGCACGUCCACUGAUGAACUAGCAAAUUAUCUGAAACCUUUUAUCGGUAAAAAAUGCUAUUCUGUGUUGUCGAGUGGAGGAAAAAGACGAGGACGACCCAGGAAGCGCAACAUAAUGACAGAAGGUACUGCAAAACACGAGGCAGCCAGUGAUAUAUCAGAAGUAGCCAAAGUAAAAAACACUGCAGGUGAAGAAACAGUGUCUUGUGGAGUUGAUCAUCCAGUGUUGAUGAGUGAGUGGAGGAGCAGCUGUGUGUCACACCUCUUACUUUACUUCAAACUUUUCUUCAUCAAGUUAUUAUGAGCACCACUGGAGCAAUUCCCAAGGGUGGAGCAAGGCCAAAAUGUAAUGUAAGAAGAGAAAGUGACACUUUUGAGAAACUAAAGGAGGAUAGUGAAGUAAUCGGAGAACCUCUUGAUAAGAAGUUUUUAACAUUUCGUGAAAAAGGCUUUGACAAACGAGUACCAGCACUGCACAUAGCCUGGGCCCACAGGGGUACCUAUAUCAAAUAUAUUCCACCUCCUCUGCCUGAAGAAGAUGGAUCCUUUCUUCCUGGUGCUAUUGAGUCAUGGUUAGAACAGAUGGAAUUUUUAGAACAAGAUCUACGAAAUAUGCUUAAUUUACCUCAUCACAAGUUUUGGUCUCAGAUGGUGUUUGACCCUGCCAUCCAUGAGUGUUUAGAGUCAUACAUUGCCAACAGCUACAGGUGGUAUGAAGGGAUAGUGCCAAAUGACCACUGUACACCUGUCGUUGAGUCUGUUCAUCAGUUGAUGUUCUUAAUAUAUGUCCGUAUGUCAACUUACAAAGAAUCUAAGGCUUGUCAUAUAACUCCAUCAACAUUUGGGGAUAUAAUUUAUGAGAACUACUUGUUUGAUAUAUGCAAGCUGCUAGAUCUAUGCAUAUUGUACGGUCCCACCAAUAGCCCCCUGUUAGCUAAGAUGAUCACUAACAUCUUCACACAGCAACCCAAAUAUUAUGACGACCUUUCACAAACGGUGUCUUCCAUAAGUCUUGCAUUAGAGAAAGUAGAAGAUAAAUUGGGUGUGGCAGAAUACUGUGUUCCUGUUGCUAUUGGAGCGCCUGCUGAAAAUUUGUCAAUGGCAGACCUUCAGGACAUCAUCCUUUACCUGUUAGAUACAUUUUCUUCUUUACAAAUGCUUAUCUCACUCCAUCCAGCAGCUGCCAAAUAUUUUCACAAGGAGUCAUUUGAGCUAAGAUUGUCUUCAAUAUAUGAAAGAGUCAUUCCAAGUUUAAUGGAUAUGUUAAGUGAGCGCUGUGAUGUCUCUGAGUGGGAGCCUAGGACUAUACAGAGAAUUCAACUGAUUAGAUCUUCACUUCUCAUAACAUUCAGAGCCAUCCUUCACCACAAAUGCCUUGCUCCUCUCUCUCUGGAAAAGCCACUACCAACACUUGUCGGGGAAUGUGUUGAGAAAUUUAUGCAGGUGAUGUCCACUUGUGUAGGAGAAAAAACAUUCAUUGCAGACUAUUGCUCAGCUUAUCCAAUCAACACAGAUUUAGAAUUUUUUAAGCAACACGGUGGGGACAUCACAAGUCUCAGCUUCAUCAAGGACGCCGUCAACAUGGUGCUAAGUGAGAUGGGGCUUGCGUCUGGUAUGGUGGGUCUCGCUCUGGAUGAAUUGGAACACAAGAGAGGAAUAAAGAAUCCAGAUGAUACCACUGGAAUGAAUGGAUAUGCACAAGUUGGAGCAGCAAUCCCAUCCAGUGUAGAAUUAGCUUCUUUAGUGUCCAGUAUCCAAGAUCUUUUACCAGACCUAGGGGCUGGUUUCAUCCAAGAAUGCCUUAAGUACUACUGCUAUUCAACGGAAGAUGUGAUUCAUGCUUUGUUAGAAGGCAACCUCCCUCCCUCUCUGAUUACUCUGGAUCGCUCAAUGCCUGCUCUGGUUGUAAGAGAACCAACUCCACCACCACCACCACCAGCAGAGGAUGAUGCCCAGGCCAAAACUGUCUGUCAAGUAGACUACAUGGAUCGAGCGAAUGUGUUCAAUAAUGAUGAGUUUGAUGUGUUCAGCAGAUCUAAUGUUGAUUGUACUAAGAUUCAAAAGGGCAAGAAACCAAAAGUCAUUGAAAAGGAAGAACCGGAUGUGGAAAGUAUAAAUAGAAUAAAAGAGAUUGCAAGACAGUAUGAUGAAAGAGGAGGAACAAGUAUAUAUGAAGAUGAAUUUCGCUACGAAGACGAGAGUUAUCGUCCUUGGGAUUAUGAUGAUGAGUACGAUGACACCUAUGAUGACAAUGAGGCCGGAAACAUCGAUGACCUUGGAGUUGAGAAACUUCCAAAACGGCGCCCAGGAAUUAUUGGAGCUGGUCGGUUGAACACUCAAAUAGACUAUGGAUAUGCAGGUGAAUCAGCGGAAGAAGAUUCUGAUAAAGAACAAGAAGAAGGUAGUAAUGAAACUGGACAAGACAAAGAAGAUAGUUCCCAAAAGAGUUCUAAAGAAGCUAGUGUGAGACCUAAGAAUAGAAGUAGCACAAGAGGUGUCCAAAGAGUAUUUAGUACGUCUAGUAAACCUAAACAGAACACAACUACCCCUGAAAGAGUAAGCAGUGAUGAUGUCCGUAAGGCUUACAGUUCAUCACCUAAUGCUGAUUUAAAGCCUUCCAAUGGACCUUCCAAAACUAGUUUUAGAUCUUUCUGUGAAGAUCCAGAAGUAGUUCGACAAAGAGCUGAACAGAGGAGACAGGACAAGAUUGCAUAUCGUAACAGAGGGUACAGAGGAGGAGGUGGUGGAGACCAAGGUAGAAGAGAAGAGAAUUUAAGUAAUGGGAUUGAUGGAGAGAGAUAUGGUUCAAGGCCUAAAGUCUCCCAAAGCUCUAAUAAGAACAGUGGGAAAGGUUGGCGCCAAGGUCAGAACAGGGAAGAUGACAGCAGAGGAUACCAAGGAGGCAAAUAUAAAGAAGAUACCAAUCAUGGCAAAGCACAAAGUCAACAGUACCGUCAUAAGAUGACGCACAAGAAUGAGAAUAAACGGCAGGGAGCUCAGGCUAAGUUUAAUAGAAAUAAUUGAGGAAGGUAUACAGUAGAUAAUUCAGUGAUAUCAGAUUUUUUUCUUAUCCUCUGAGAAAUAAUUAAAUUUUCAGUUUGUUUUUUACCUUUUGAAAAAGGUAGUGAUUAUGUAAUAUUUAUAUACUUAUAUUUUUCUCUUGAUACAUAUUUAUCAGCCAAUAUCAAGCAGAUGUUGUAAAGAGUUUAACAGAUGAAAGGAAAUUAAGAUAAUUUUAAGGAAAAAUAAUAAAUUUUGUUACUUUAC